AUUGACUUUUUUUAAUGUUCAUCCUAGCUGGAAACCCGUCGCCCGCACUAUGACGUUUCAAAUGCCACCACUACCAGCUGCUCCAGGCAUUGGCAACGCCGGUUAACUCACUCCAGCAUCAACUGUAUUCAAAACAUGUGACACCUGAUGGUGGCGAAAGAUAUCCAUCUGUGCGCAAAUGUGGACACGACUGUCCCGCGCAGCCGAAUCUAUUGCGGCGGUAUGGAUUUGCAGACCCCUGAUGGCGAGGCGGCAUCCGAGCAUCUCGUCGGCAAUAUUGUGCUCAAUCGCUUUCGUCGAGAUUGUCAACACAAGCACUGGCGUUACAAUCACCACGGUCUGAUUGGCCAGCAGAAGGCUCCACCCGUAUGUCAUAGUCGCCCGGGUCCUCAACGAGAUAUGCUGGAAGUGACCUUCGCAUUGCCGUCUUUCUAUGCAAUGACGUUCUACAAGAUUAGAGCGGGCACCCGCAGGUCCGCGCUAGGCAUCUACGCUCCAGACGUGCAGGUUACCCAGUUCCGUAACGACACCCGGAAGCUGCUGCGCUUCAGUGCCGUCUGCGGCUCGAGCACUGACAUGACACUCGAGCGACGUUUGCAUCUCAUCACGCGGCCUAGGCUCUUGGUUCUAUGACUAAGCUUUGGGUUCACAGUCGUCUUCUAUGGUAGAAGGGGCCUGCCCGAUCUCCUGUCCUGUGCAGGUUGUGACACAUCGGAGGGGCUUCAGGGCUCGCUGUCUUUUCAUAUGCCGAUAAUAUCUUUUUUGAGCCAUCUUCGUGAAAGACGCCGUCGGCAUCUACAUGUUCCUGCUGCGCCAAGUCGGUGCCAAGGCACUUGCUGUGGCUGCCGAGAUGUUGUCCAAACCUCCCCCGCAAUGUCUAUGC
Messenger RNA from Laetiporus sulphureus 93-53, 883 nucleotides. RefSeq lists its product as uncharacterized. NCBI's taxonomy places the organism in Eukaryota, Fungi, Basidiomycota, Agaricomycetes, Polyporales, Laetiporaceae. Bases 148 to 633 code for a protein of 161 amino acids. The record is from RefSeq and is a predicted model, not a curated record. The transcript is spliced from 5 exons.